AUGCUUGGAGUAGUAGAGACUGGCUAUUCUCGAGUAUCAUCAAGCGAUGGAGGGCUUGAUGAGCUCAAGCACGGGGAUGGGCUGCAAAAGCCUAAGCCCUGGAAGAGGAAUGGUCUUGUCUUGACCAUUCUCGUCAGUGCCUUGACAGGUCUGAUCUUUGGCUCCAUCUCCUCAACCUUGACAACUGCGGCCGUCAACCAUAUCCACCUCAGCGUCAACACCACCGAGACUGCGUCUCCUAUUCAUGUGAGCGAUGUCAACUUCAUGAACGACUGCGGUGACUCGCCAGCCAAAGCGCGCGCCCAAGGCUGUGCUUUCGAUACCAUAAUGCAACUGUGGGUGCCGCCUGCCUGCCAGGACACCCACCUGACCGACCGGUUUGUGGCCGAGGGCAACUGGACCUGGUAUGCCGACCAACGCGCUCAUAAUCCCAUUCCAUAUGAGGUGCUAGAGCAAGGCGAACAUCAAGUGGCAUUUGCGGCGGACCAUUACCAUCGUGCCCACUGCUUCUACACCUGGGAGGCACUGGUGCGCGCUCUCCGCAAUCGCAGUCCCAUCAUGGAGGAAAUGAUGUCCUACGAUCAUGUCAUGCACUGUAAGAUGAUGGGGUUACAGCCCACGCCAGUUAACUCAACCAUCGGUGUGGAAAUUCAUCCAGGAUAUACGCGCUGUGCACCUUACGAGACGUGGAUUCGCAAUUUGCCGGAAGAUGAGCAUUCCUCUCGAGACUAG
Penicillium vulpinum is the source of this 732-nucleotide messenger RNA. RefSeq lists its product as uncharacterized. The transcript has a single exon. Lineage: Eukaryota; Fungi; Ascomycota; Eurotiomycetes; Eurotiales; Aspergillaceae. The coding region runs from base 1 to 732 and encodes 243 amino acids. The record is from RefSeq and is a predicted model, not a curated record.